Messenger RNA from Danio rerio (zebrafish), 2523 nucleotides. NCBI's taxonomy places the organism in Eukaryota, Metazoa, Chordata, Actinopteri, Cypriniformes, Danionidae. The record is from RefSeq and is a predicted model, not a curated record.
UACACGGGCAGUGAAACGUCAUUCAGCUCGCCCCACCUUCCUUUAGUCAGUCUGAGAGUCACGUUUAAUGAUAAAUCUCCAAAUCUCUUUAUCAUAUAUUGUUCUGCCUCAGUGUACGACCAACAGCAACAGAGAGAAAAAAAUACACUUACUUUGAGUUGAAAGCACAGAGAAUGAGAAGCGUCGUGUCGGUGUGCUGUUUGGGUUUUCUGUUGGGUCUUCUGGCUGUUGUGGAAUGUGAUGAAGAUUAUAUUGAGGAUGAAGAUGAGAUGAUCCUGUCUUUAAUUUUGCAGGAUGACACUCAGCCUGAAGCAGAGAACAGGCCAUCGGCGCAGUUUUACAGGUGCACCAAGGACGCGUGGCGAAUGCCGGGUCAGUAUUUAGUUGUGAUGCGGAACGGGACGCACGUGAACCAGGUGGAGCGCACCACGCGCAGACUCAGCGCAAAAGCCGCCAAACGCGGAUACCUGAUUGAGAUAUUGCAGACUUACUCUGGAGCCUUCCGUGGGUUUCUGGUGAAAAUGAGCAGCGAUGUUCUUCACAUGGCAGUAAAGUUGCCCCAUGUGGAAUACAUUGAAGAGGAUUCCUCAAUCUUUGCCCAAAGCAUCCCAUGGAACCUGCAGCGGGUCCUUCAAAAUAAACAUGAGGCUGGAAAAUACUCUCCACCCAAUGACGGAGCUAAAGUGGGAGUGUAUCUGCUGGACACGAGCGUUCAGUUGACCCACCGUGAGGUCGAGGACAGGGUGAUGGUGACCGACUUCAACAGAGUGCCUGAGGAGGACGGGGUCAGAGUUCACAGGCAGGCCAGUCAGUGUGACAGUCAUGGCACACACAUUGCAGGGGUGAUCAGUGGACGGGACUCGGGUGUCGCUCGAGGUGCCAGUGUGAACAGCGUCCGAGUGUUGAACUGCCAGGGCAAGGGUACUGUGUCUGGAGCUUUGGCAGGUCUGGAAUAUAUCCAGUCAUCUCUGGCCUCUCAGCCUGUCAGUCCUGUUAUCCUGCUGCUGCCAUUUGUAGGGGGCUUCAGUCGCACCCUAAACACCGCCUGCCGGAAAAUUGUUGAGUCUGGUGCAGUGCUUAUUGCUGCAGCGGGAAACUAUAACGAUGAUGCGUGUCUGUAUUCACCUGCCUCAGAGCCAGAGGUGAUCACAGUAGGUGCUGUUAAUUUUGCCGACCAGCCACUGAACCGUGGGACGACGGGAACUAACGUGGGCCGCUGUGUGGAUGUGUUCGCACCAGGUGAUGACAUCAUUAGCGCAUCCAGUGACUGCCCCACCUGCUUCACCACCAAGAGUGGGACAUCGCAGGCAGCCGCGCACGUUGCUGGUGUAGCAGCAGUUCUUCUGAACCUGAGGCCAAACUCCAGCUCUGCUGAGGUUCUUCAGCAGCUCCGCUAUCAUUCAGUCAAACAGGUCAUUAACCCAGAGUCUCUACCAGUGAUGCACCGUCUCACUACACCCAACAUGGUGGUGGCUCUGCCUGACCCAACAUCCACACUCACAGGAGAGGAUCUGCUUUGUAGGUCAGUCUGGUCUGAAAGAUCAGCUUCUCCAGUUUUCUCCACUGCUGUUUCUCGCUGUCGCUCCACUGAAGAGAUGCUGAGCUGCUCCAGUUUCUCUGAUAAUGGCAUGAGAGCUGGAGAAAGAGUGGAGGAGAGAGAUGGGCAGAAAGAGUGUGUGGCUGUAAAUGUGAACGGAGGGCCAGGAGUGUUUGCAGUCGCUCGCUGUUGUACAGGGCAUAGAGCUCAGUGUCAGAUGUUGGAGGGUCCAGAGAGAGGAGCAGGUGCUGAAUGCCCACCAGAGCACCAUCUGACAGGCUGCAGCUUUUCCUCCUCAUCUGGAGAAGCAUCAGACUCUGAUCGGACUCUGCAUGGUAGCCGCAGGACAUGUGCUGCUAAAAAGGGUAUGAUGUCAUAUGCCUUCUGCUGCCACACGUCCACUCUGGAGUGCAGACUGAAAGAACACCACCUCAAUACUCUCAGCCAACAGGUGGAGGUUUCGUGUGAGGACUCAUGGACACUGACGGCAUGUGAGGCUCUGUCUCGAGAUGCAGUCAUUCACGGGGCGUUUGCAAUGGGAAACACCUGUGUAGUUCGUACAUCUGGAGUAGAUAAGGACGCUGCCGCCAUCGCAACCUGCUGCAGAAACCAUCCUUUACAUGGGACACAGGAUCACUGAAGAUCUCCAUUAGGCCUUAAGUAGAUGUUUUCUUUCUUUUCUAAACACGUAAUCAAGGACUUGAUACUGAAACGUGGGAUACUGGAGAGCUCAGCUCUGCCACUAUAGAAUGUUUUAUACUGAAUAUAACCAUAACUGAUCUGGACAUUACAUAGAAGGUGAAAAACCACUUAAAGGGGGCUAUACAUUGAGGAAUUUCUAUGUAGUGAUAAGAAAAAAAAAGACCACUUCCCUGACUUUAUAGUCUAUGAAAGCCUAUAAGCCUAAGUUUUAUGCGAUAUACAGUUGAAGUUUGAAUAAUUAGACCCCCUGUAAAUAAUAGUUUUAAUAACUCAUUUCUAAUGAC